This is a messenger RNA of Drosophila mojavensis, 621 nucleotides long. RefSeq lists its product as uncharacterized. Bases 1 to 621 code for a protein of 206 amino acids. The record is from RefSeq and is a predicted model, not a curated record. The transcript has 2 exons. NCBI's taxonomy places the organism in Eukaryota, Metazoa, Arthropoda, Insecta, Diptera, Drosophilidae.
AUGGACAGAUUUGACUGCCUGGCUGGCUGUGCGGCUGUGCGGCUGUACGGCUGUGUGCCUUUGCCAUAUGUGAAGGCUGUCGCUAGUCCAACAGUGGCCGUGGUCCAUGCCAUGUGUUGCCUUUCAAUGCACAGAAAGAAAUCGCAGACGAGCGUGAUCAUCCAGGCCGGAGAGUCUAAGUACAGCCAUAACUAUUUUGAAAACUUUAACAUGAGCAUCAUCAAUAACACGCUAAAUCUGGACAUGAUGAUCAGAAAGCCUUUAACGCAUGGACUCAAAAUGCGCGUUGACUUUUCCAUCAGCCUAGGCAAAUCGAAGCACUACCAAAGCGUCUUCGCCAAUAUAGUAGACGUUUGCGGCGUUGUGUCAGCCAUACAUAAUAAUAUAUUCAAGACCUGGUUCCAGAGCAUGUUGGAGCAUGGCAACUUUAUGUACAACUGCCCCGUGACCGAGGGCCAUUACUUUCUGCGGAACUGGAGGAUGGAAGCCCACAUGGUGCCUCAGUAUUUAUAUGCGGGCGACUAUCGUGUCAAUUGCCACAUGUUCUUCGGGAAACUAAAGACGAAGCACGAGGACUUUGUAGUAGAAAUGAAAAUCUUUGCACUACUCAAAUCAAGCUAA